Molecule: messenger RNA, 2400 nt
Organism: Racocetra fulgida
Lineage: Eukaryota; Fungi; Glomeromycota; Glomeromycetes; Diversisporales; Gigasporaceae
Source: the annotation of a GenBank genome assembly
AUGCAAAAUCGCGCUCUUAGAAUCCCAAGAACCACUAGAGCAGCUGCGAGAAGAUUGGCACAGCCUCCGUCCGAAUCUACUCCUGCCGAUGAUUCAUCCGCCGAAGGAUCACAAACAAUCGAUUCUAUGGAUAUAGAUCAGCCGGUGGUUGUGCCUACAAUAAUCCGGUUGCGAUUUGGAAACACAAAUAAUUCUCCAGAUGCUCUGCCAACAUUAAAACGUAAACCAGGCAGACCACGUAAAAAUGUAAAUACUGAUUCAAGCCCUCCAAAGCGUAUUCGACUCAAUUUUAAAGGUAAAGCAAAGAAAAUUGAGAAUGUUCAAACAUCUGAAGAGAUAGAGACGCCAGAGAAUAAUGGCGCGCAAUUGAUGGAAAUUAUUGAUGAAUCACAGAGCAUAAGAGUUGAUAAUGAAUCACAACAGCAGCAGCAACAACUGCAACAAACAAAUAUUGAUUAUAAACAGCCAUCGGAAAGCAAAGUAAUAGCCAACGAAGAGAAUCAGGAUGAAGAGAUACUGGAUGAAAAAGGAGAGCAAAAAAUUACUAAAGAUGGGGAGCUUCUGGGAGGCCGAAAGUUUAAGGUACCAGUUUUUCAAUUGCCAACUCGUGGAAGCACCUGGUAUAUGUGUUCUAUGGAUCCGGCCAAAGUUCUUGGAUUUCGUGAUAGUUAUUUGUUCUUUACGAAAAAUCAAUCAUUAAAAAGAAUAACUGUAACCGAUGAAGAGCGCGAUUAUCUCAUUUCUACAGGAAUUUUACCGACAAUUUUUCGAAGUAGACCAAUUGCUAUUGUAUCUGCAAGGUCAAUUUUUAAAAUGUUCGGUUCGAGAAUUAUUCAAAAUGGUAAACGGCGACGAGAUGAUUAUUUUGAAUCUUCGAUUAAAUUCGAUGAUGAUCCAAGUGGUAAAGACUCGGAGGCGGAAAGCACUAUUAAAGUCCUGCCAAGACGUUCCAAUACUAGUCACAUUAUUAUUAAUGAACCAAAUAGCUGGAUGUACCAGCUCGCGCUUUCUUCUAGAGAAUUUAACAAUCGAAUGAAAAUAUGUCGGCAUGAGAGUCUUAAAUUUUAUGAUCCUCACACUAACAUCGAGCAAGUCCCUCUUAAUACACAAUCAACGCGAAUUCGGGUGGAAAUGAUAUCACCACCACUUCCAUUGUCUUCUCCGGCAAGGAAUAAUAAUACAUCUACUACAAUUAUAGAACCAGAAAUUAAGCUUUAUCCACUUCCUGCAAAUCCAUUCCAGACACUUGAAUCAGAGGUCAUGGAUGUUUUACCAGAAGAUAUAAAGAAAAUUGUUGUUGAUAUUAAAAAGAAAGAUGAAAUUGCCCGUUACGAAGAAGGAAAUAAUUCAAGAUUUCAACCUGAUCCUUCCAAAACGGUAACACCUAUGGCACCUUAUAACCCUCCUAGAGCAACCGUUACGAAUGAUGAUCAAUCUUAUAACUCGUACAAUAAAAAUUCGAUUUUAUCUCAAACAUCCAUUAAUCAAUAUACGUCAAGUAAAGCAAAUCCUCAAUUUAUCUGUGGAGUCAUAACUGCUACAACUGGACAACCAUGUAGGCGUGCUGUAACCGCUGAUGGGGAAAGAUGUAUGUAUCACAAAGAUUCCUCCAAUGUACCUGGAAAAUCUUCUAUAAAGCCCAAAUCAGAGGUUGCUCAAAUGGAUCCAGUUAUGCCAAAUAUAACUGCCGAGUCUUCCAGAGUUGUACCAGCUUUUGCAUCGAAUACGCAGUCUUUUCUUGUUCCGGAAAAUGCUUGUGCAAUAUGUUUUUCCACUACUCUUCCCACAACAAUCGCACCACCUGUGAACGGUGCACCAUGUUCAAAUACUCAUACUAUAAAAUGUUCCCAAUGUAAUCGCAAAUAUCACCCACUUUGUCUCUCUCUCACUACCCCAAGGCUUAUGGUAGCUAUGGAAACUGCGUCCCUAAAUGAUGCGGCAAGUGGUUAUCAUCAUAUUAAUGCAAAACCUGAAAAUGCAAAUUUUCCAAUUUAUUUGGCAACUAUUUGCGGCAAAUGUAAAGACAAUUUCUCUCAAGAUCGAUUUUGUCCUAUAUGUCUUAAAACAUACUCUGAAGAUGAACAAGAAAGUGAUGACGACAAAGAUAUGAUUUGUUGCGAUCAAUGUGAUAGAUGGAUUCACUCUAGAUGUGAUUCGGCUCUUACACCUGAAUUAUAUCAAGAACUGGUUGAAGUUCCUGAUACAAAGUACAAAUGCCCGCUGUGUAAGGGGCUAAUUCAAACUUUAGUUGAAGGGAGUGAAGAACAAUAUAAAGCAUUAUCUGGAUUUCCAAUGGCGAAACCAGUUGCCUUGAUCUCAGGUCGGCCCAUUCGGGGGAUUGUGAAUUAUAAAGGAAAGAAUGUGGCUGUACCUGAAAUUAGAGGUUUGGAAAAAGAUUGA